Lathyrus oleraceus (garden pea) is the source of this 943-nucleotide messenger RNA. Its product is annotated as protein MAIN-LIKE 2-like. NCBI's taxonomy places the organism in Eukaryota, Viridiplantae, Streptophyta, Magnoliopsida, Fabales, Fabaceae. Gene Ontology annotation, biological process: meristem development; meristem maintenance. The record is from RefSeq and is a predicted model, not a curated record. The transcript is spliced from 2 exons. Bases 57 to 614 code for a protein of 185 amino acids.
UUCAGAGAACUCCGGCGAAACUUCUCAUCCACCAAGCUUCGUUCUACAUUGCAAUCAUGUCUCUUCUUACCAUGGGCCAAGAACACAGAGGCACUAGGGCAAACAUUGCCUCAUUCGAUCCCAAGAAAUUUCGUCAACGUUCACACCCUAUGCCUUAUCCAGACCCAUGGUGCGUACCUUACAUAGAGCGUGCGGGUUUCGGUCAUGUUAUGCAUGUCGUAAAUGCCACAAUUGAUGUCAAAUUUAUUCUUGCUCUGUGUGAACGUUGGAGACCAGAGACACACACUUUUCACCUACCAACUGGUGAAUGUACCGUCACACUAGAGGACGUAUACAUGAUUUUGGGUCUUAGAAUAGAUGGUAAGCCUGUGACUGGAAAUGUUCAACAGCCCAACGAAAUAUGUGUUCAAAUGUUGGGGGUAGAUCUGGUCGAGGGUGAGGGAUCUGCAAAAGCAAGGGGUCAGGGUAUUAAACUAUCGAGCCUUCAAUUAUACCAUGACUCCAUAACUUUGACUGAGGAAUCGUCCGAACAAGAAAAAGUCAUAAAACUCGGUUUUACAUUAUGUUAUUGUUUGGGAACUUGCUAUUUCCCGAAGGCACGGGAAAUAGCAUAAACUUUAUGUACUUGAGUUUGCUCGAGGACAUUGAUAGAAUAAGCACGUAUAGUUGGGGUUCUGCUGUAUUGGCAUUCUGUUAGAUGCCCAAAAAUGCUUAUUAGAGCUAUCAUAUGUGGGCAUCUUUCACUCUUUUUCCUUGCUAAAACUGUCAAAACCACAUUUGUUUUACAUGGAAUGCAUUACAUUGAUAAACAAGCUUGGUGCCUUUGAUUUGUGUGUUAUUGUGCAGGAAAGACAUGAACUAAUUGAAAAUGAAGACACAAGAAAAUUGGCAAAGGAACCAAAGAAUACAAGCAUUUCAUCAGCCUGCUCGCUAGGCGAGGCUG